Molecule: messenger RNA, 839 nt
Organism: Galeopterus variegatus (Sunda flying lemur)
Lineage: Eukaryota; Metazoa; Chordata; Mammalia; Dermoptera; Cynocephalidae
Product: neuronal PAS domain-containing protein 2-like
Exons: 7
Biological process (GO): regulation of transcription by RNA polymerase II; circadian regulation of gene expression
Cellular component (GO): nucleus; CLOCK-BMAL transcription complex; cytoplasm
Molecular function (GO): RNA polymerase II cis-regulatory region sequence-specific DNA binding; DNA-binding transcription factor activity, RNA polymerase II-specific
Source: RefSeq, a predicted model, not a curated record
AAGUCUCAGCGCAGACGGAGAUCUGUGACAUUCAGCAGGACUGGAAGCCUUCGUUCCUCAGUAAUGAAGAAUUCACCCAGCUGAUGUUGGAGGCAUUAGAUGGCUUCAUUAUUGCAGUGACCACAGACGGCAGCAUCAUCUAUGUUUCUGACAGUAUCACGCCUCUCCUUGGGCAUUUACCGUCGGAUGUCAUGGAUCAGAAUUUGUUAAAUUUCCUUCCAGAACAAGAACAUUCAGAAGUUUAUAAAAUGCUUUCUUCCCAUAUGCUUGUGACGGAUUCCCCCUCCCCAGAAUACUUAAAAUCUGACAACGAUUUAGAGUUUUAUUGCCAUCUUCUCAGAGGCAGCUUGAACCCAAAGGAAUUUCCAACUUAUGAAUACAUAAAAUUUGUAGGAAACUUUCGCUCUUACAACAAUGUGCCUAGCCCCUCCUGUAAUGGCUUUGACAAUGCCCUUUCAAGACCUUGCCGGAUGCCACUAGGAAAGGAGGUCUGCUUCAUCGCCACCGUUCGUCUGGCGACCCCACAAUUCUUGAAGGAAAUGUGCAUAGUUGACGAACCUUUAGAGGAAUUCACUUCAAGGCACAGCUUGGAAUGGAAAUUUUUAUUUCUGGAUCACAGGGCCCCUCCAAUCAUAGGAUACCUGCCUUUUGAAGUGCUGGGAACCUCGGGCUACGACUACUACCACAUCGAUGACCUGGAGCUCCUGGCCAGGUGCCACCAGCACCGUGAGUACCAUCUGCCCAGCUCCAGCACAGGGGCCUCGAGCUCACUCCAUGGGGGCCUGGACAGCGGGGCUCUGCGCCUCUGGAAUUCUGCUUGUUACCUGUUUUUUUCCUGA